AUGGGCCCCGUUGCACGAGGAGGUCGGAGCUUGGAUCGGAGGAAGCGAACGACCGGAGAGAUGAAGACGAUCUUCAUCGUCGAAUUGAUCGUGAAGACCAUGCACUUCCUCCAGGACGCGGCCCUCUUGUGCCAAGAUGGCCUGGCGUCCGUCAACUCCUCCGUCGCGCAGAUUCAUCAGUCGUGGAAGGAGAAAUGCGAGGAGGAAGGGGAAAAGGCGCAGGAGAAACUCCACUUCAACCUGGAAAGGAGGAACUGGACGCUGGAAAGGGAAUGCGACGAGGAGGGAAUCACCGUCAAGUACGCAAGAGAUCCGGAGACGAAUACGUAUUUCCUCCUCACUGAGGUCCCGCUAGAUCUGGAGCUCGAGUGGGUGGCCCAAGACAUGCGGUACCACACGUUGGCGGCCACCGCCGAAUGGAAUUCCGAUAGCAUGGAGUUCACGAUCCUCGAGCGGAUGACACACAUGUGCUGGGUGGCUUACCAGGCGACGCCUCCAAAACUCGGGGGCAUCAUCGCCAGUCGGGACAUGGUCAUUUACAUCAUCACUCGCUUCGUCAAUGGCUCCUACUUCGUUUCCACUAGCAGCACGGAGUGGCCGGGGAUGGAGCCGAGGGAGGACAGAGUGAGGGCGGAUAUGCAGAAAGGAGGCGGAUUCUCGCUCUCACCGGACCCAGCGGGGAACGGGACCAGGCUGCGCUGGGUCAGCACCCUCGACUUCAACAUCCCCCUCAUCUCGAGGAUCGUCCCGAUGGCGAUUCUCAGGAGGAUCUACGUGGAGGGAUCCCGGAACUACAUCGCGGAAAUGAAGAAGUAUCUCAUGGCCAGGCGCGGGGGUCGGGGUGGGCGAGACUGAAUGGCAACUUUUGGGAAAUGCCAUUUCUCCUGAAGUGCCAUUUAGGGGAAAGUACUUUGCCACGUCGGAGGCAAACCAUAGGAGCCAUUGAUAGAAGGUAAUAAUAAAGUAUUGGCAAAAAAUGAUGCUUUCGCUUAAGUGCGUUUUCGAAGGGGAAAUCUCCAUGGACCAAUGAGAAAUUUCUAAUAUACUCCAAGUCAAUUUAGUCUCCAAUACUAGUAGUGAACCCCAGAAGAAAUGCCACGGUACUAUCACUCGCAAACCUAGUGGCAAAUUGCCUACAAGCUGGUGCAUCGAGAAUAUG
Messenger RNA from Darwinula stevensoni, 1159 nucleotides. NCBI's taxonomy places the organism in Eukaryota, Metazoa, Arthropoda, Ostracoda, Podocopida, Darwinulidae. The record is from the annotation of a GenBank genome assembly.